Messenger RNA from Arabidopsis arenosa, 724 nucleotides. NCBI's taxonomy places the organism in Eukaryota, Viridiplantae, Streptophyta, Magnoliopsida, Brassicales, Brassicaceae. The record is from the annotation of a GenBank genome assembly.
AGACUUGUGAUCUCUCGAUUUGUUGUUUCCGUCGCCGUCCAUGAAAGAUGGGUACUGGAAUCAACAGAGACAGUACCAGCCUCCAUUGUCGUCGACCCCUCACGGUGGUCCUCCUAAACGUCACCGUUCUGACUUCGAAGGUACACAAUAUGUGAUGCCUUUAGGCGAUAUGCACAGUUAUUUAUCUCGGGAUGAGGAUCGAGGUAUCCCUCAUUCAGUAAAGGAUACCAGAACUAUUGGAUCAGUUUAUGACCGCUACCUGCAGAGUGUGAGAAGUGGAGAUCCUAUUGUUCUUUGUUUUGUUAAUUUUGAAAACCCUGCCUGUGCAGCAACUGCUCUGAGCGCUUUGCAAGGCUAUCGAAUGGAUGAAGAGGAAUCCGAUUCCAAGAUUUUGCGGCUCCAAUUUUCCGAAUCCCAGGUCCAAGACCAGGACAACGUGGAGGAAGAAGGUGAUCAGUAAGUGACAUUUGAGGUACAUCGACCAAAUGGUAGCUUAUUGUUUCGUGCUUCCAUCUUCCCUCCGGGAACCCAAACACACUUGAUCAUAUGCUCAAGGAGUAGUCUCACUCAAAGCAACAGAGAUAUAUGGAGAGACAAAAGAGUCUAGGAGAUGAGGUGAUUGGAACCUAAAGUUUUUCUCUCUCACUUCAUUUUAUUUUUCCAUCUCCUGGAUAGAUUUUGUGCAUGAUCUUAUCAAUGCUAUCAAUCAAAGCCCGAAAAUUUA